CAGGGGGCGUCAACAUGGCGUUGAAGGCUCGACGUCGACCGCACUGACUGCAACCUGCAGACCGGAGAGAGAGACACUUGGUGAGGAGAGAGAGCAGCUACCAACCUCCGAGAUACACCUCCUUAUGACGCCGAGCACGGUGCGAGGAGGACCACGUCGUCUGUGAACGUUUGGCCGCUCCGAGUGCUGUCCCGCGCUGUGGAUGUGUUUGUCGCCGCCGCGGAGGCUCAGCUUGUAGGGCAGGUGCUCCGGAGACACCCGGCGGCCGCUCCUCUCCUCCUCCGGCUCCCGAGGGGACAUGUCGAGCGAGAAGCCGCUUUCGGCACCACCGGGCUCCACUUCCUCGCUCGCGGCCACGGACUCGCCGCCGCCGCCGCCGCCGGCCACCGGGGAGAGAAUGGUGUCCUCGGCCGGCUCUAUGGUCCUCCCGGCCGGCGUGAUCAACCCCGCCGUGCCGAUCAGGAAUAUCCAGAUGAAAUUCGCCGUGCUGGUGGGCCUCAUCCAGGUGGGCGAAGUGAGCAACCGGGACAUCGUGGAGACGGUUCUGAACCUGCUGGUGGGCGGUGAGUUCGACCUGGAGAUGAACUUCAUCAUCCAGGAGGCGGAGAGCAUCGGCUGCAUGGUGGAGCUGCUGUCCCACUGCGAGGUGACGUGCCAGGCAGAGAUUUGGAGCAUGUUCACCGCCAUCCUGCGCAAGAGCGUGCGCAACCUGCAGACCAGCACUGAGGUGGGCCUCAUCCAGCAGGUGCUGCUCAAGAUGAGCACCGUGGAUGACAUGAUCGCAGACCUGCUGGUGGACAUGUUGGGAGUCAUGGCCAGUUACAGCAUCACAGUCAAAGAGCUGAAGCUGCUCUUCAGCAUGCUGAGGGGCGACAACGGCAUCUGGCCGAGACACGCCAUCAAGUUGUUGUCGGUGUUGAACCAGAUGCCUCAGCGCCACGGCCCAGACACCUUCUUCAAUUUCCCAGGACGCAGUGCGGCGGCCAUCGCGUUGCCGCCAAUCGCCAAAUGGCCUUACCAGAACGGCUUCACCAUCAACACGUGGUUCCGACAGGAUCCGCUCAACAACAUCAACGUGGACAAAGACAAGCCGUACCUCUACUGUUUCCGCACCAGUAAAGGAAUCGGAUACUCGGCUCACUUUGUGGGGAACUGUCUCAUCGUGACCUCGCUCAAGUCCAAAGGAAAAGGCUUCCAGCACUGUGUCAAGUACGACUUCCAGCCACGCAAGUGGUAUAUGAUCAGCAUCGUUCACAUCUACAACCGCUGGAGGAAUUCCGAGAUCCGAUGUUACGUCAACGGUCAGCUGGUCUCCUACGGCGACAUGGCCUGGCACGUCAACACCAACGACAGCUACGACAAGUGUUUCCUGGGCUCCUCUGAGACGGCCGACGCCAACAGGGUGUUCUGCGGUCAGCUAGGCGCCAUCUACGUGUUCAGUGAGGCUCUCAAUCCUGCUCAGAUCUUCGCCAUUCACCAGCUAGGCCCCGGAUACAAGAGCACCUUCAAGUUCAAGUCCGAGAGCGACAUUCACCUGGCCGAGCACCACAAACAGGUGUUGUACGACGGCAAGCUGGCCAGCUCCAUCUCCUUCACGUACAACGCCAAGGCCACCGACGCUCAGCUGUGCCUGGAGUCCUCGCCGCGGGAGAACGCUUCCAUCUUUGUCCACUCGCCGCACGCACUCAUGCUGCAGGAUGUGAAGGCCAUCGUGACACACUCCAUCCACAGCGCCAUCCACUCCAUUGGUGGCAUCCAGGUUCUCUUCCCGCUCUUCGCCCAGCUGGACUACAAGCAGCUCAACGACAGCGCUGUCGACACCAGCGUGUGCGCCACGCUGCUGGCUUUCUUGGUGGAGCUGCUCAAGAGCUCGGUGGCCAUGCAGGAGCAGAUGCUGGGAGGCAAAGGUUUUCUGGUCAUCGGGUACCUCCUGGAGAAGUCGUCACGGGUCCACAUCACACGGGCCGUGCUGGAGCAGUUCUUGUCCUUCGCCAAGUACCUGGAUGGUUUGUCUCACGGGGCGCCACUCCUCAAACAGCUGUGUGACCAUGUCCUGUUCAACGCUGCCAUCUGGAUACACACACCCGCCAAGGUGCAGCUGUCUCUUUACACCUACCUGUCGUCAGAGUUCAUCGGCACGGCCACCAUUUACUCCACCAUCAGACGCGUGGGCACCGUGCUGCAGCUCAUGCACACGCUCAAGUACUACUACUGGGCCGUCAACCCCCUCGAGUGCAGCGGCAUCGCGCCCAAAGGACUCGAUGGACCCCGCCCAUCCCAAAAAGAGAUCAUCUCUCUGCGAGCCUUCAUGCUCCUCUUCCUCAAGCAGCUCAUACUCAAGGACCGGGGUGUGAAGGAGGACGAGCUGCAGAGCAUCCUCAACUACCUGUUGACCAUGCAUGAGGAUGAGAACAUCCAUGAUGUGCUGCAGCUGCUGGUGGCGCUCAUGUCAGAGCAUCCGGCAUCCAUGAUACCUGCCUUCGACCAGAGGAACGGAAUCAGGGUGAUCUGCAAGCUGCUGGCUUCCAAAAGUGAGAGUAUCCGAGUUCAGGCCCUCAAAGUACUUGGCUACUUCCUCAAGCACCUCGGUCACAAGAGGAAGGUGGAGAUCAUGCACACACACAGUCUGUUCACGCUUCUGGGCGAGAGGCUGAUGAUGCACACCAACACCGUCUCCAUCACCACCUACAACACUCUGUAUGAGAUUCUGACGGAGCAGGUGUGCACUCAGGUGGUCCACAAACCACACCCAGAGCCCGACUCCACCAUCAAGAUCCAAAAUCCCAUGAUUCUGAAGGUGGUGGCCACGCUACUGAAGAAUUCCUCCCCCAGUGCCGAGCUCAUGGAAGUGAGGCGACUCUUUCUUUCCGACAUGAUCAAACUCUUCAGCAACAGCCGGGAAAACCGCCGCUGUCUGCUGCAGUGCUCCGUGUGGCAGGACUGGAUGUUCUCGCUGGGCUACAUCAACCCAAAGAACCCUGAGGAGCAGAAGAUCACCGAGAUGGUCUACAACAUCUUCAGGAUCCUCCUCUACCACGCCAUCAAAUACGAGUGGGGGGGCUGGAGGGUUUGGGUGGACACACUGUCAAUCGCCCACUCCAAGGUGACAUACGAGGCCCACAAGGAGUACCUGGCUAAGAUGUAUGAGGAAUACCAGCGGCAGGAGGAGGAGAACAUGAAGAAAGGAAAGAAAGGUUCCGUGUCCACCAUCUCCGGCCUGUCAGCCUCACCUGCCCCCGUCGUCAACGGCAACCUAGAGAUGGAUGACACCUCCCAGACACAGACGCCUGAGAGCGAGGCGGAGUACAGCGAGGGUGCUGCCAGUGAUUCAAGGAACCUCCUUGCAGAGGGCGCCGUGAAGCGGCCCAACGGUGACGCCCUGUCACCCGUUGAAACAAGCAGCGGACCUGGCGUUAGGGUGGAGGUCCAUGACCUGCUGGUGGACAUCAAAGCUGAGAAGGUGGAGGCCACUGAGGUCAAGCUGGAUGACCUGGACUUGUCCCCUGAAGGCCUGGGCGGAGGUGGAGGGUGUGGCAUGGAGAAUGGACCUCUUGUGGAGGUGGACUCGCUCCUGGACAGCGCUUACUGCGCCGUGGUUCAGAACCUCAAUGGCAAUCUGGUGCCGAAAGAUGACACGGCCGGGUCAGGGGUCGGGUUGGGGUCAAGCUUGGGGCUUUCAGGGGUUACCCUGGUAGACGACGGGAACAUGGGACCCCUCAUCACGCUGGCUGACGAGAAGGACAGUGUCCCCAACAACAACGGAUUUCUUUUCAGCAAGGUCGAUGAGAAGCUGCUUCCGGCUCUGGCUGCCACCGACACCCUCGUACUGCCGAGUCCGGACCAGCCCGCCCCAUCCGGCACCAGUGCCAGCGACGACCUCAGCCUGCUGGCCCACAUGACCAGCUGCAGCUCCGACUUAACACAGGCCCACGGUGCCGGGGAGCUCCCCGAGGACGGACCCUUUAAGAUCCAGAGUCCACUAGCGGACAUCAGCUCCAUCGCCAAGGCCGAGAGCCAAGCCCAGAACCAAGGAGCCUCGCAGCCGGACUUCUCUGAGGGAGAAGGAACAUCUGGCACCGAGGGAGAGUCUGCAGGCCUGAAAGCGGGUGGAGACACCGCCAGUGUGACGUCUGACACAGAGAGGUCUGAUGACGGCAAGGACAAGGACACCAGGAAGAUCCAAACCACCGCAACCACACAGGCCCUACACGGUCGCAGCGCUGCACAGUUGGAGCGAGACCUGCGCGUGGAUCUCGGUUUCCGAGGCAUGCCCAUGACGGAAGAGCAGCGCAGGCAGUUCAGCCCUGGACCGCGGACCACCAUGUUCCGAAUCCCAGAAUUCAAGUGGUCCCCCAUGCACCAGAGGCUGCUCACGGACCUUCUGUUUGCACUGGAGACGGAUGUGCACAUGUGGCGGAGUCACUCUACCAAGUCCGUGAUGGACUUUGUCAACAGCAACGAGAACAUCAUCUUCGUGCACAACACCAUCCACCUCAUCUCUCAGAUGGUGGACAACAUCAUCAUCGCCUGCGGAGGCAUCCUGCCCCUCUUGUCUGCCGCCACCUCUCCGUCUAGUUCUAAGAGUAGUACCAGCAGUAGGGCAGGAGCAGCAGGACCCCAGAGGGGGUCAAAGGGCGAGGAGGUGACCCCUGUACCGGGGGGAGCAGGCAUGGGGGGAGAGACGGAGCUGGAGAACAUCGAGGCGACACAGGGUAUGUCCUCGGAGACGGCGGUCACCUUCCUGUCGCGCCUCAUGGCCAUGGUGGAUGUGCUGGUGUUUGCCAGCUCCCUCAACUUUAGCGAAAUCGAAGCGGAGAAGAACAUGUCGUCUGGCGGCCUCAUGAGGCAGUGCCUGCGCCUGGUGUGCUGUGUGGCGGUGAGGAACUGUCUGGAAUGCAGGCAGCGACAACGAGACCGCAACUGCAAGUCGUCUUUAAGCGGCAACAAGUCACAGGACAGCCUCCACAGCGCCUCGGCCGCCAGCAAGCAGGACCCAGACAGACUCCUGCAGGAUGUCGACAUCAACAGGCUUCGUGCGGUGGUUUUUAGAGACGUGGACGACAGCAAGCAGGCUCAGUUCCUGGCACUGGCCGUGGUCUACUUCAUCUCCGUGCUCAUGGUGUCCAAGUACCGGGACAUCCUGGAGCCCCAGCGAGAGAUCAGCAGGUCCACCAGCCUGUCAGGACGUAGCAUCCGCCACGAGAUCAACUCCCCGACCAGCACAGAACACCCGUCCUCUGCCUUCUCUGAUCGUGACAAGCAGACCCCCACGCCUGUGGAUGACUCCCCUCGCGCAGGCCUUCCGCACACAGACUCGGGUAUCGGGGAGGAGGGCCACGUGACCGGAUCUCUGAACGGCUCAGAGAUGGGCUUGGGCCUGGGACUAGGCUUGGGCCUGGUGGGACGAGAGACGGACAGGGACAGAGACACAGGCGGAGGGACGGAUCUGCUGUGUAGUCUGUCUGAUGUCAGGAGGUCACAGGAGAGCCUUCUGGACUCCCCCCACAACCCGGGCGGUGCCCCAAACAGCCAGGCUCCGCCUUCGUCUAUUUCCAGCAUUAGUCAGACCAAUAAAGGCAUCAAUGUCAAGGAGAUCCUAAAGAGCUUGGUGGCAGCCCCAGUGGACGGUGGAGACUCGGGACAGGAGUCUGGGCCGACGCCCUAUCACCCGGAUCCUGCCCUGAAGACCCACCCCAUGCUGCCCAUGCAGUUCCACUCCUUUGACAGGAGUGUUGUGGUUCCAGUCAAAAAGCCACCGCCUGGCUGCCUGUCUGUCAAUACUGUGGGCACGCCCACCACCGGCGGCGCCACCACAGCUGGCAGCACACCAAACAUCUUUGCUGCUGCCACGGCAACACCCAAGAGCAUGAUCAACACCACAGGUGCCGCAGACUCCGCCUCCUCCUCCUCAUCCUCCUCCUCGUCGUUUGUCAACGGCGCCACCAGCAAGAACCUGCCGGCCGUCCAGACGGUGGCUCCCAUGCCUGAAGACACCAUGGAGAACAUGAGUGCCUAUUGUGAGGUGGCGCAGUGUGCGUUGCGCAGCGGUCAGACGCCCCCUGAGCUCAAGUCUUUUAGCUCUCUGGCAGGCUUCCAGGCAGCCCCUCGAGAUGCAGGACAGUGUUUUAGCAUCACCACCAAGCUGGAGCGGGCCUUGGAGAAGGUGGCCCCGCUGCUGAGGGAGAUCUUUGUGGACUUCGCUCCCUUCCUGUCCAGGACGCUGCUGGGUAGUCAUGGGCAGGAGCUGCUCAUUGAAGGUACAGGUCUGGUGUGCAUGAAGUCCAGUACUUCGGUGGUGGAGCUCGUCAUGCUGCUCUGCUCUCAGGAGUGGCAGAAUUCCAUCCAGAAGAAUGCUGGCUUGGCUUUUAUUGAGCUCAUCAACGAAGGAAGACUUCUGUGUCAUGCCAUGAAGGAUCACAUCGUGCGCGUCGCCAACGAGGCCGAGUUCAUCCUAAACCGCCAGCGAGCAGAGGACGUACACAAACAUGCAGAGUUUGAGUCCAACUGUGCCCAGUAUGCCGCCGACCGCCGAGAAGAGGAGAAGAUGUGUGACCACCUGAUCAGCGCGGCAAAGCACAGAGAUCACGUGACCGCCAACCAGCUGAAACAGAAGAUCCUCAACAUCCUGACCAACAAGCACGGAGCCUGGGGGACCAUGUCGCAGAGCCAAUUACAUGACUUCUGGCGUCUGGACUACUGGGAGGACGACCUGAGGAGGAGGCGGAGAUUCGUGAGAAACGCCUUCGGCUCCACCCAUGCCGAUGUGGCACUCAAAGCUAUCGAGGACUACGGUACAGAGGAAGAGGAGGAGGGACCCAAGUCCAAGAAGAGCUUCCGCAGCCAAUCGGUGGUGGCGCAGAAUCCAGAGGCGGAGUUAAUGCUGGAGGGUGAUGAUGAUGCCGUCAGUCUCCUGCAGGAAAAAGAGAUCGACAACCUGGCCGUCCGUUUCCGACCACGACUUUUUACAUCUAGAGGUCCCGUAGUGCUGAGCACGCCGGCCCAGCUGGUGGCACCGGUCGUCGUGGCUCGUGGCACGUUGUCCAUCACUACCACUGAGAUCUACUUUGAGGUAGAUGAAGAUGACCCCGCCUUCAAGAAAGCUGAUGCUAAAGUUCUGGCCUACUCCGAGGGUCUUCAUGGCAAGUGGAUGUUCAGUGAAAUCCGAGCGGUCUUCUCCAGACGUUACCUGCUACACAACACAGGACUGGAGGUCUUCAUGGCCAACAGAACGUCGGUGAUGUUUAACUUCCCCGACCAGGCCACUGUGAAGAGGGUGGUCUACAGUCUACCGCGGGUCGGGGUGGGAACCAGCUAUGGUCUGCCUCAGGCACGGCGGAUCUCAUUAGCCACGCCCCGCCAGCUCUUCAAGUCGUCCAAUAUGACGCAGCGUUGGCAGCGCAGGGAGAUCUCCAACUUUGAAUACCUUAUGUUCCUCAACACCAUUGCAGGGAGGACCUACAAUGAUCUGAACCAGUACCCCAUCUUCCCUUGGGUACUGACCAACUACGACUCGGAGGAGCUUGAUCUCACAUUGCCUGGGAACUUCCGAGACCUUUCCAAGCCAAUCGGAGCCCUGAAUCCCAAGCGAGCUGCCUUUUACGCCGAGCGUUAUGAGACAUGGGACGACGACAACACGCCUCCUGACCACUACACCACUCUUUACUCCACGGCGCACUCCACCCUCAUGUGGAUGCUCAGAAUAGAGCCCUUCACUACCUUCUUUCUCAACGCCAAUGAUGGCAAGUUUGACCAUCCAGACCGAUCCUUCUCUGGCAUCGGACGCUCAUGGAGGAAUUGUCAGAGGGACACGGCAGACGUCAAGGAACUGAUCCCAGAGUUCUACUACUUGCCUGAGAUGUUUGUCAACAGCAAUGAGUACGAGCUGGGCGUGCGGGAUGACGGACUUCCUGUAUGCGAUGUGGAGCUUCCUGUGUGGGCCAAGAAACCAGAAGACUUUGUCCGCAUCAACCGCAUGGCCCUGGAGAGCGAGUUUGUGUCGUGUCAGCUCCACCAGUGGAUCGACCUGAUCUUCGGCUACAAGCAGCGAGGGCCCGAGGCCGUGCGUGCGCUCAAUGUCUUCAACUUCCUCUCUUACGAGGGCUCCGUCAACCUGGACAUCCUUGAUGCGGCGCAGAGAGAGGUGAUGGAGGUCCAGAUUCAGAUGUGCGGACAGAUCCCCUCGCAGCUCCUCAUAGAGCCACACCCUCCUCGCUCCUCCGCCAUGCACCUGUGUUUCCUUCCUCAGAGUCCUCUGAUGUUUAAGGAUCAGAUGCAACAGGACGUCAUUAUGGUGCUCAAGUUCCCAUCCAACUCGCCCGUCACGCACGUGGCCGCCAACACGCUGCCGCACCUCAGCAUCCCCGCCGCCGUCACCGUCACGUGCAGCCGCCUCUUCGCUGUCAACCGCUGGCACAACACCGUCGGCCUCCGUGGUGCUCCAGGAUAUUCCCUGGAGCAGGCCCACCACCUGCCCAUUGAGAUGGACCCUCUCAUAGCGAACAACUCGGGCACCAACAAGCGUCAGAUCACAGACCUGGUGGACCAGAGCAUCCAGAUCAAUACGCACUGUUUCGUCGUCACCGCCGACAACCGCUACAUCUUGGUGUGCGGCUUCUGGGACAAGAGCUUCCGCGUCUAUUCGACUGAGACCGGGAAGCUGACCCAGAUCGUGUUCGGCCACUGGGAUGUGGUGACCUGUCUGGCCAGGUCCGAGUCAUACAUUGGAGGAGACUGCUACAUUGUGUCGGGCUCCAGAGAUGCCACUCUUCUUCUGUGGUACUGGAGUGGACGCCACCACAUCAUUGGGGACAACCCCAACAACAGUGACUAUCCCGCCCCCCGGGCCGUGCUGACGGGACACGACCAUGAGGUGGUGUGUGUGUCCGUCUGUGCUGAGCUGGGAUUGGUCAUCAGUGGGGCCAAAGAGGGUCCCUGCCUGGUCCACACAAUCACAGGAGACCUCCUGAGGGCCUUGGAGGGUCCUGAGCUGUGCCAGCAGCCUCGACUGAUCUCCGUGUCCAGCGAGGGUCACUGCAUCAUCUACUACGAGCGAGGACGCUUUUGCAACUUCAGCAUCAACGGAAAACUGCUGGCCCAGAUGGAGGUCAACGACUCCACGCGGGCCAUCCUGCUGAGCAGCGACGGGCAGAACCUGGUGACGGGUGGCGACAACGGCGUGGUGGAGGUGUGGCAGGCGUGUGACUUCAAGCAGCUUUACAUCUACCCGGGAUGUGACGCCGGCAUCCGCGCCAUGGACCUCUCCCACGACCAGAGGACCCUGAUCACAGGCAUGGCGUCAGGCAGCAUCGUUGCGUUCAACAUCGACUUUAACCGCUGGCACUACGAACACCAGAACCGCUACUGAGGACCACCAAGCAGGUGUGGGUGGGGGGGUGCCGUAUCUGCCACGUGGGAAGCUCCAGGUACACAGGAGGGGAAGAGGUGGGGGAGGGUGACGGACCUCAGGUUCUAUUUCCUGGCCUGGUGAUUCUGAUGAGACUACUUCCUGUGAGCACACAUGCACACAGGUGUGUAUUCACACACGCACACACAUACACGCACACACACUGAGCCCAAAGACACACACCACCACCACCACUAACAACAACGUGCAGAAUGGCGGCGAGGAGCAACAAGCCCUGCGGGGGUCGCUGUCACUCACAGGCCGGGUUCUGGUUCCGGUUGUGCUUUAAGGCUUCACAGACUUGAUUUGUUUUCUACGAGGCAGACGCUCUUCAUCCUCACUUUGUAAAGAUCUGCGGGUGGCGUCCUUUAUGUUGAUUUUAAGUAGGAUUUUUAUUCUUUUACCCUCUGCAGACUUAGAUUAUGUUUUCAUGUACAUAAGGCUCUGCCUCUUUUCUGUUCUUUAAUUUAUUGACUUGCUGUCUGUAACAUAGUGUGUAAUAUUAAUGAUGAUGACGAUGAUGGCAGUGAGGUAAAGUCCAGGAUGGUGAUCUUUUUUGCCGGAGAUGUUAGCGAGACCUUAGCGCCUGGGUUGAAGACCACGUUUGAUUUAUUCUUUUAUUCUUUGUACAUUUGGUGAUUGUUCUGUCAAAUAUGUACAUAAAGUCUCGGUUCCAGCCCGUUUGGAGACUUAAUCAGCUGACUGACAACCUUCACAUUCGCUCACAUUUGUUGAUUAUUUAAGAAGAAGAAAAAAAUAAAUGUUUGUUUUGUAAUUGCACUUUGCACCAAUCACGUUAUUAUUUAUUAUUAUUAUGAAUUAUUAUUAUUAUUAUUAUUGGCUGGGUUCUGUCCGCCCCGGCCGACAUUUGGGUCCUUUCCCGUCGGCCAGGAUAAACAAUUUGUGCAUUGAUGUUUGUAUUUAACGCUCACGUGUGAUGAAGACGUUUUACAGCAAUAUGACUGUGAGUGUGUAGCUGCGGCCGUGGACGCACACAUGCACAUAACUCUCGCCUCGCCACCGGUCGGUUCAACGUACGCAUCCAAAACCUAUGACGACAAGAAGACGGAAGAAGAAAAAAAAGGUGAAAUAUUUUUGGAUCUAUGAAACCCUUAAAAAAACUAUUGUAUUCAUGUUUUAUUGCAAAGAUGUAAAAUAUGAUGUGUGAGUUGGGAAAAAAAAUCAUGAUAAGAAAAAUAAAUUAUGCAAAGAAUUUCAAGACUUGGCUUUUGUUGGCGUCACCUUUACUUGGCCAGUAGGGGGCGCUUAAUACUAACAAACCUGGACCUGUGUUGUUUUUUUAUUGAUGUUCUAUAAAUACAAUACAUCAAAUUACAUCAAGUGUACUACGGGUGGUGUGGGAGAUUAGUCACAACAGUGCAUGGUAUGCGUGUUGCUGGAGAUGAAAACAUUUGGAUUCGUUGUCGGGAUAGAUUUUGACCCCAAAAUGUGCCAACAAAACGAGCAAAAAAGUAAAAGGACGAUGGGCUGUUUGCUGUAGUAGGAAGGAAAAGCCACAACAGUGCAUGUUAUGCUUAUGGCUCCAAAGUGCCAAAAAAGGUGAUGGGCCAUAUUAGUCACAACACUGCAUGAUAUGCUGUAGGCUUUUUGCCAGUGUAUGGAUCGAUUUUGACCCUAAGUGUGCCAACUUAGACAAGGGAAGUGUAAGAAGAUGGCUGCACGGCGGGGGAGUGGUUAGCGUACAGGCCUCACAGCAGGGACACCCGAAUUCGAUUCCACCCUCGGGCAUCUCGGUGUGGAGUUUGCACGUUCUCCCCG
Messenger RNA from Doryrhamphus excisus (bluestripe pipefish), 11182 nucleotides. It is a transcript of the gene nbeaa, whose product is annotated as neurobeachin a. Lineage: Eukaryota; Metazoa; Chordata; Actinopteri; Syngnathiformes; Syngnathidae. Gene Ontology annotation, molecular function: protein kinase binding. Gene Ontology annotation, biological process: intracellular protein localization. Gene Ontology annotation, cellular component: cytosol; membrane. The record is from RefSeq and is a predicted model, not a curated record.